Schistosoma rodhaini is the source of this 1131-nucleotide messenger RNA. Lineage: Eukaryota; Metazoa; Platyhelminthes; Trematoda; Strigeidida; Schistosomatidae. The record is from the annotation of a GenBank genome assembly.
UUUGGUUAUCAUACUUUUGGUCCACCACAAUUAUUUGGUGAGCCCAGUAUUUUAUUAUCUCGCAUUUAUCCCAUUGUUAUAUUCUUUAUUCGCCCAUUGUACGAUACUCUAGCUCAUACUUAACUUAAUGUACUCUCCACCUAAGCUUAGUGAUAUGGAUCCUGUUCCAGUAACCACUCAUAGUUCAUCAUCUAACUUUACUGACAUUAUAUUUAGUCCAGUCAAUGCCAUUUCUGAAUUUAAGCUUCCACCAUAUGGAGUGAAUAAUCCUAGAAUCUGGUUUGCUCAAAUUGAAGCCUUAUUCCAGUCCAGGGGUAUACGUUCCCAAGCAUCAAAGUACGCUUAUGUGGUGGGCUCACUCCCGACCGAAAUUGCAGCCGAAGUUGGAGACCUUAUCGACCAGGUUCCGGAAACCGAGCCGUAUGAUAAAUGAAAAGCGGCUUUAAUUCAGCGAACAACAGUCUCAAAUGAGACAAGAUUGCAACAACUUUUGAAUGCAUGUGACCUGGGAGAUAAAAGACCUUCCCAGCUACUUCGACACAUGAAACAACUUGUGGGCCCUUAUAAACUAGACGAAGCCCUCCUCAAACAAAUGUGGUUCAACCGAUUACCACGCAGUGUCAGAAAAAUCCUAAGUGCCUUGGGGAAGUCUUCCCCCCUCGAUGAUUUAGCUGAUAUGGCGGAUAAGGUAAUGGAAGUCUGCCAUGAUAACCACUAUACAAAUACGAUGCAGCCGUAUGGAGCAGCUGAUGUCAGCUACUUAAACUCUAUUCAAAGACAAUUAUCUCAAUUAACGAGUCAACUUGAGUCACUGCAAACCACUGUAGCAACGGUGCAGGCCAGACAAGUAGGACCCCAAUUCAGACAGAGAUCACGUUCUAGACCACGAUCACCUAAACGAACAUCCGAAAUUUGUUGGUAUCAUACUAAAUUCGGCACAAAAGCACGGCGUUGUACACGUCCGUGCGCAUUCCCCUCACCCAGCACUGAUAACCAGGGAAACGGUCCGGCCAGGUAGUAAUGGUGGCGCCUGACUCUGGCCACAACUCAAGCCGUCUAUUUCAUGUUAGUGAUCGUAUUUCGGGCUCAGAUUUUCUAAUAGGUACUGGAGCCGAAAUAAGCAUACUCCCA